This is a messenger RNA of Lepisosteus oculatus (spotted gar), 5338 nucleotides long. NCBI's taxonomy places the organism in Eukaryota, Metazoa, Chordata, Actinopteri, Semionotiformes, Lepisosteidae. The record is from RefSeq and is a predicted model, not a curated record.
AUGUCGGACAUACAGCCAAAACCCUAUUUGUUCAAGUUUGAUCAUACAUUCCCAGCGAACAAUGGCAGCGACCUCCCAGUAGUCAUUCUUUAUGCUGAAAUCGGUACCAAUAAGUUUAACACCUUUCACAAGCUGUUGUCGGAGAGAGCUAGAGAUGGUAAAAUUAUUUAUGUCCUCCGUCACUUCGUAGUGAACACUAAGAUGGAGAAAAUGCAUUUGUCUGGAUACAGUGUUGAAUUGGCCAUAAAAAGUACAGAGUACAAAGCUGUUGAUGAUACCCAAGUGAAAGAUGCAAAUUCUACAGUGAGUGAGGCUGAAGAUGAGAGUGAUGACGUUCAAGGCUUCAUUUUUGCCACGUUAAAAAAAGCACACCCUGAGCUGAAGGAGCAGCUAAGCGAGUUCAGAAAACACCUGAUUGAGAGCAGUAAUGACAUGGCUCCUUUGAAAGUCUGGGAACUUCAAGAUCUUAGUUUUCAAGCAGCAGCUCAGAUAACUUCUGUGCCUAAGUAUGAUGCCCUGAAGAUGAUGAGAGAUAUAAGUCAAAACUUCCCCAUUAAAGCACGAUCAGUGACGAGAACAGUUGUAAACCAAGAGAUGAGAAGAGAAAUUGAGGAAAAUCAGAAGUAUCUCAGUGAAAAGCUAGGAAUUCAACCUGGUGAAGGAGGCCUGUUCAUUAAUGGACUUCAUAUUGAUUUAGAUAUGCAUACCCCUUUCAGCAUUUUAGAUAUUAUUAGAAGAGAAGGUAAAGUUAUGGAGGGUCUUCAUAAUCUAGGUAUCAAAGAUGAUGACUUAAGUAAACUUUUGAGGCUCAAUGUACAUCCUCUGGAAGACACCUUUGCCCUAGACAUUCGACAUCCUGCGAUAAUGUGGGUAAAUGAUAUUGAAAAAGACCACAUAUACCGAACCUGGCCUUCAAGCUGUCAAGAACUCCUCAGGGCAACCUUCCCAGGUGUCAUACGCCAGAUACGACGCAACUUUUUCAAUUUGGUGCUGUUUAUCGAUCCUUCACAGGAAGACACUGUUGAGCUGGUAAAACUGGCAGAACUCUUCUACCAGCACAAGAUCCCUCUCAGGAUUGGGUUCGUAUUUGUUGUCAACACGGAUGACAAAGUGGAUGGGUACCUAGAUGCAGGAGUUGCUCUCUUCAGAGUCUUGAACUACAUAGUGGAAAAGUAUGACUUUUCCCAGGCAUUCAUGUCCAUGGUUUCUAUAUACAAUAAGGUGGACAGUGGAGAAAAUCUCACUGUAGACAUUGUGGUUGAAUACCUGAAGAAGAAAUUUCCCAGUGCAGAUGUUCCCGGGAUUCUUGGAAUCGAAUCUGUGUAUGAUGACAAAAGGAAGGCAGGAGGGGUGUUCUAUAGGAAGAGUGGGCUCAGUGCCCUCCCGCAGGCCCUCUUUAAUGGGAUUCCUUUCAGAAGGGAAGAGAUGGACCCUGACGAUCUGGAGACCAAUCUUCUUCAGCGCAUUAUGGACACGACAACCUUCUUCCAAAGGGCAGUCUUUAUGGUCCAGCUGAGCGAUGAUGCCGAUGUGGUGGAGUUCCUCAUGGAUCAGUCAAAUGUGGUGCCGCGCAUCAAUCCACUCAUUCUGAGUACAGCAAGGAGUUACCUGGACCUCACCUCCAGGCCAGCUGUACAGGACUGGCAGGACACUGUGACUUUCUCAUACUUGGACUCUAGAGACAAGAGUGCUGUUAUUUCAGAGAAUAUGAAGUACAUAACUAAGAAUGAGGAAGAUGUUCAUAUUUACGGAGUGACCAUCUGGAUUGUUGCUGAUUUUGACAAGCCACCCGGGAGGAGACUGCUGUCAAAUGCCUUAAAACACAUGAAAUCCAGCCCAAACACUCGUAUCGGAGUGAUAAAUAACCCUACUGUGAAGCCAACAGAAGAGAACAGCCUGGUUGCCAGAGCAAUUUGGGCAACACUCCUCACCCAGAAACAACAGGAAACAUUUCCAUUUAUAACAAAGCUUAUCAAAGAAGAAAACAUUCAGCUACUUGCCCAAGGAACUAAACUAAAGGACCUUUUUUUGCAGGGAAUGGAUAAAGACAGUUUGGAAAAGAGACACAACACCAUAGGCGUGGAUUUCAUCAGAACCCAACAGCUUUUCUGCAAAGAUGUUCUUAAGCUGCUCCCUGGUCAGAUGGCUGUUGUAAGCAAUGGAAGGGUCCUGGGACCAUUUGAAGAGAAAGAAGAAUUGCAUCCAGAAGAUUUUCAGUUGCUAGAAAAGAUAACACUGAGCACAUCAGCAGAGAAAGUCAAAGUAAAAAUCAAGCAGAUGAAUUGGAAAGGGAAACAGGCAAGUGAUUUCGUUAUGAAAGUUGAUGCUCUUCUGACUUCAGCUCACAAGGGAGAAUCCAGGAAAGAUAUCCGGUUUAUUAAAGAUGAACUGAGUGUAGUUCAGAUACCCCCCAGAGAAGAUGAAGUGUUCUAUCAUGUUGUGGCCAUUGUCGACCCAGUGAGCAGGGAGGCGCAGAAGAUGUCAUCUCUGUUAAUUGUGCUCAGUCAAGUGAUCAAUAUGAAGCUGCAGGUAUUUAUGAACUGCAAGUCUAAGCUUUCAGAGAUGCCUCUGAAGGGCUUCUACCGUUUUGUACUGGAGCCUGACGUAUCUUUUCUAUCUAAUAACUCCCUGUCUCCUGGCCCAGUGGCCAAAUUUGUGGAGAUGCCAGAAUCUCCUCUUUUCACCCUGAACAUGAUAACACCUGAGAGCUGGCUGGUGGAGUCCGUACGAAGCUUCUAUGACCUGGAUAACAUUCACCUACAGGAGCUAAAUGGAUUUGUAACAGCAGAAUAUGAACUGGAGUACCUGCUGCUUGAAGGGCACUGCUUUGAUAUCACGACUGGACAGCCCCCACGAGGUUUGCAGUUCACUCUGGGGACGAAGACUGACCUUCUUAUGCAAGACACCAUAGUAAUGGCUAAUCUGGGAUACUUUCAGCUGAAAGCCAACCCAGGUGCCUGGACCUUGAGGUUACGUAAAAGCAGGUCAGAAGACAUCUAUCAAAUACUUGCUCAUGACGGCACAGACUCGCCAGCUGAAUCAGAUGAUGUGAUUGUGGUGCUAAACAGCUUCCACAGUAAAAUCAUCAAAGUACAGGUGCAGAAAAAAGCUGAUAAAGUGAAUGAGGAUCUCCUGAGCGAUGGUACAGAGGACAGAGGAGUCUGGGAAUCACUAACAAGUUUGUGGAAAUCUUUGGAGAAAAGUAUAACAGGAGGAUCUAAAUCGGAAGAUGCUGAGAACAAGAAAGAGGAUGUUCUAAACAUUUUCUCCCUUGCUUCAGGACAUUUAUAUGAGCGCUUUCUAAGGAUAAUGAUGCUUUCAGUUUUGCGGCACACCAAAACUCCCGUCAAGUUCUGGUUUCUAAAAAACUACCUCUCCCCUAUGUUUAAGGAAUCGAUUCCCCUCAUGGCAAAAGCAUAUGGAUUCCAGUAUGAGCUGGUACAAUACAAGUGGCCUCGCUGGCUCCACCAGCAGACUGAGAAGCAGAGAAUUAUCUGGGGAUACAAGAUCCUUUUUCUGGAUGUGCUUUUCCCUCUGGCAGUGGAUAAAAUAAUCUUUGUGGAUGCUGACCAGAUAGUGAGAACGAACUUGAAAGAGCUGAGGGACCUAGACUUGGAGGGAGCUCCCUAUGGCUACACCCCGUUCUGUGACAGCCGCAAGGAUAUGGAUGGGUACCGCUUCUGGAAGUCGGGGUACUGGGCCUCUCAUCUGGGAAACAGGAAAUACCACAUCAGUGCCCUAUAUGUUGUUGAUCUGAAGAAGUUCAGGAAGAUUGCUGCUGGCGACAGACUGCGUGGUCAGUAUCAAGCACUGAGCCAGGACCCAAACAGCUUGUCUAACCUGGAUCAGGAUCUGCCCAACAACAUGAUCCACCAGGUGGCGAUCAAGUCUCUACCUCAGGAGUGGCUGUGGUGCGAGACCUGGUGUGAUGACAACUCCAAGAGUGCAGCUAAGACGAUUGAUUUGUGCAAUAACCCCAAGACAAAGGAGCCCAAGCUAAAGGCUGCAAUGAGAAUUGUGCCCGAGUGGAUGGAGUAUGACACUGAAAUUAAGCAGCUGUUGAAGCAUGCUAAAGAUAAGAACCUCAAAGACACCAGCCAGUCUGCAAGGACAAAAAAUAAGAGAGACCCUGAACGUGAUGAACUUUAGCAUUCAUGUUUUGUGUGUGGAAGAAACGGAGACAAUGAAGCUGGAAGAUUUCCUCACUGUAAAGAUGUACAGUUUACAAGAGUUUUGCCAGGACGAAAAAUUUACUGGAGCUGAAAAAUGUUUAACAAACAACAAUAACAAAGUUUUAUAAGAAAAUGUGUACAGUUUUCUUACCAAGGUUGUUGUAGGUGGAAGAAAUACAGUAUGUAUUUUAAAAGUAGUUGUUAAUGCUAUUCCGGACACCAUCUGACCAAUUCCUCCAUGCAUAUUACCUAAACGGCUACUUUUUCUUUCACAACACUGAACGCUGUGAGAUUGUUUCUGUUUUAAAAAAAAAACACGUUUGCACUGAUAAUGCCAAAAAGAUGAUCUUUGUACUGUAGGUGAGCACCACCACAUAUACUUCCCGUUCAACACCUUCUCAUCUAUAUAAUGAACAUUUCCUAUCCAUCCAUUUUCAGUAAUAACUUAUAGAGAGUUGCAGUGAGUGGGAACUGAACCCAACAGACAGUGGAAGAGAGAAAGAUACACCCUUGAUGGGAUGCUAAUCAAUUGCAGGGCACUCCCACAUGCCUACAAGGUACAGUUCAGAGAUUAGCCUAGACACUCUUUCUCAGAACUGGGGGAGGAAACCAAAACAUCAUGCAGACUCCGUACAGAAUGUGCCCCAUGCCAGACACAAAGGUUUGAGGCAGCUGCCCUAACUGCCACACAUCUGUUGCCCCAGAACAUGUUUUAGUCCCUUUUACAUGAACAGUGGAAUUCAAAUUUUAAAUACUAUAGAAUUAUAGUGUUAUUAAUGAAUCAUCUAGAUUGUAGUGUUAGUUUAGAUAUUCAUAUAUAUAUUUUUUUUAUCUAUAUGCCUGCCAUUGUAGAGAAUGUACAGACUUCUAGAUUAUAAACUAUAGCUGCAGUUCCACAUGCUUCACCAGCAAGCCUAACCCAGUCACUAGCUUUUUUGUUUCCAUAGCUCUUCAGUGAAUCAGUUAUCUGCAGUAACCUGUGCCAUGGGUUUGCAUAAAGAAAUGAGUGACAAAGCAGCUAUUUUUGUUGAAGUAUGAAAAAACAGCACAUCCUAUGACUCUUGUCAUUUUAGAGUAAUCUGAUUACUUUAGGAUUUUAGUCCAAGUAUUCUCUGCACCUUCAACUGUAUUUGCAUGGCAAUCAAGUAAAAUGUGUUUUGUCCUUC